AUGUCGCAAAAGAAAUUCGCUGGCCUGAGAGAUAACUUCAAUCUCUUGGGUGAGAAAAACAAAAUACUGGUGGCCAAUAGAGGAGAAAUUCCAAUUAGAAUAUUUCGUACCGCUCAUGAAUUAUCUAUGCAAACGGUAGCUAUAUACUCUCAUGAAGAUCGUCUUUCUACACACAAGCAAAAGGCGGACGAAGCAUACGUCAUUGGCGAAGCAGGUCAAUAUACCCCCGUCGGCGCUUAUUUGGCCAUCGACGAGAUCAUCUCCAUUGCGCAAAAACAUCAGGUAGAUUUUAUCCAUCCAGGUUAUGGAUUCUUGUCUGAAAAUUCCGAGUUCGCUGAUAAAGUAGCGAAAGCAGGCAUCACUUGGAUCGGGCCCCCCGCCGAAGUCAUUAACUCCGUGGGUGAUAAAGUUUCCGCUAGAAACUUGGCCGCAAGGGCCAAUGUCCCUACCGUCCCCGGUACCCCAGGCCCUAUUGAAAGUGUGCAGGAGGCACUUGAUUUUGUUGGGGAGUAUGGCUACCCGGUGAUUAUCAAGGCAGCCUUCGGUGGCGGUGGUAGAGGUAUGAGAGUCGUGAGAGAAGGAGAUGAUGUAGCUGAUGCGUUCCAGCGUGCCACGUCUGAGGCCCGUACGGCGUUCGGUAACGGUACCUGUUUUGUAGAGAGAUUCCUGGUCAAGCCAAAGCAUAUCGAAGUACAAUUGUUGGCCGAUAACCACGGAAACGUGGUUCAUCUUUUCGAAAGAGACUGUUCCGUACAAAGAAGACACCAAAAGGUUGUCGAAGUGGCUCCAGCAAAGACGUUACCCCGUGAAGUCCGUGACGCCAUCUUGACAGACGCUGUCAAAUUGGCGAAGGAAUGUGGCUACAGAAAUGCGGGUACCGCAGAAUUCUUGGUUGAUAACCAAAACAGACACUAUUUCAUUGAAAUCAACCCAAGAAUCCAGGUGGAGCACACCAUCACCGAAGAAAUAACAGGCAUAGACAUCGUAGCGGCCCAGAUCCAGAUUGCAGCAGGUGCCUCUCUGCCCCAAUUAGGUCUGUUUCAGGAUAAAAUCACUACCCGUGGUUUUGCCAUUCAAUGUCGUAUCACCACAGAAGACCCGGCUAAGAACUUUCAACCAGAUACGGGUAGGAUAGAAGUUUACCGGUCCGCUGGCGGUAAUGGUGUUAGACUGGACGGUGGUAACGCCUAUGCGGGAACAAUCAUCUCACCUCAUUACGAUUCCAUGCUGGUCAAAUGUUCCUGUUCCGGCUCCACUUACGAAAUCGUUCGUAGGAAAAUGAUCCGUGCCUUGAUUGAAUUCAGAAUCAGAGGUGUGAAAACGAACAUGCCCUUCCUUUUGACACUUUUGACACAUCCCGUUUUCAUUGACGGCACGUACUGGACAACCUUUAUCGAUGAUACUCCACAACUGUUCCAAAUGGUUUCUUCUCAAAACAGAGCUCAAAAACUAUUGCACUAUCUUGCUGACGUCGCAGUCAACGGUUCGUCUAUCAAGGGCCAAAUUGGCUCGCCAAAAUUAGGUUCAAACCCAAGUAUUCCUCAUUUACAUGAUUCCCAGGGCAAUGUUAUCAACGUUACAAAGACCACACCACCUUCCGGAUGGAGACAGGUGCUAUUAGAAAAGGGCCCAGCCGAAUUUGCCAAACAGGUAAGACAGUUCAACGGUACUUUAUUAAUGGAUACCACUUGGAGAGAUGCUCAUCAGUCUCUACUGGCAACGAGAGUAAGAACGCAUGAUUUGGCUACGAUUGCUCCCACCACUGCACACGCGCUUGCCGGUGCUUUCGCCCUAGAAUGUUGGGGUGGUGCCACAUUCGAUGUCGCUAUGAGAUUCUUGCACGAAGACCCAUGGGAACGUCUAAGAAAAUUGAGAGCCUUAGUGCCUAACAUUCCCUUCCAAAUGUUGUUGCGUGGUGCCAAUGGUGUGGCUUAUUCUUCUUUACCGGACAAUGCUAUUGACCAUUUCGUUAAGCAAGCGAAGGAUAAUGGUGUUGAUAUAUUCAGAGUCUUUGAUGCCUUGAAUGACUUGGACCAAUUGAAAGUUGGUGUAGAUGCUGUGAAGAAGGCCGGUGGUGUUGUUGAAGCCACCGUUUGUUUUUCAGGUGACAUGCUUCAACCAGGUAAAAAAUACAACUUGGAUUACUAUUUAGAAAUCGCUGAAAAAAUUGUUAAAAUGGGCACUCACAUCUUGGGUAUCAAGGAUAUGGCAGGCACCAUGAAACCAGCAGCCGCCAAACUACUAAUUGGGUCCCUAAGAGCCAAAUAUCCUGAUCUUCCAAUCCAUGUCCAUACCCAUGACUCGGCUGGUACUGCUGUUGCAUCCAUGGCUGCAUGCGCCCUUGCGGGUGCCGAUGUUGUUGAUGUAGCCAUCAACUCUAUGUCUGGUCUAACUUCUCAACCAUCUAUCAAUGCUUUGUUGGCUUCAUUAGAGGGUAACAUCGACACAGGUAUCAACGUUGAACAUGUUCGUGAAUUAGACGCCUACUGGGCGGAAAUGAGGUUGCUAUAUUCUUGUUUCGAAGCUGACCUAAAGGGUCCGGAUCCAGAAGUUUAUCAACAUGAAAUCCCAGGUGGUCAGUUGACUAACCUGUUAUUCCAAGCUCAACAAUUGGGUCUUGGCGAACAAUGGGCUGAAACUAAGAGGGCCUACCGAGAAGCUAACUACUUACUAGGUGAUAUUGUCAAAGUUACUCCAACCUCCAAGGUUGUUGGUGACUUAGCACAGUUUAUGGUUUCAAACAAAUUAACCCCAGAUGAUGUUAAACGUUUAGCAAAUUCUUUAGAUUUCCCUGACUCUGUUAUGGACUUCUUUGAGGGUUUGAUUGGUCAACCAUAUGGUGGGUUCCCUGAACCGUUUAGAUCUGAUGUACUAAGAAACAAGAGAAGAAAGUUGACCUGUCGUCCGGGCUUAGAGUUAGAGCCAUUCGAUCUUGAAAAAAUUAGAGAAGACUUGCAAAACAGAUUCGGUGAUAUCAAUGAAUGCGAUGUCGCUUCUUAUAACAUGUAUCCAAGAGUCUAUGAAGACUUCCAAAAGAUGAGAGAAACGUACGGUGACUUGUCCGUACUACCAACAAGAAGUUUCCUGUCUCCACUGGAGACUGAUGAGGAAAUCGAAGUUAUUAUCGAACAAGGUAAAACUUUGAUCAUCAAGUUACAAGCUGUUGGUGACUUGAACAAGAAGACCGGCGAAAGAGAAGUAUACUUUGACUUGAAUGGUGAAAUGAGAAAGAUUCGUGUUGUCGACAGAUCACUAAAAGUGGCAACUGUCACUAAAUCAAAGGCAGACAUGCAUGAUCCACUACACAUUGGUGCUCCAAUGGCAGGCGUCAUUGUGGAAGUUAAAGUCCAUAAGGGCUCUUUGAUAAAGAAGGGCCAACCAGUAGCCGUAUUGAGUGCCAUGAAAAUGGAAAUGAUCAUCUCUUCUCCAUCUGAUGGACAAGUUAAAGAAGUAUUUGUCUCUGAGGGUGAAAAUGUGGACUCUUCUGAUUUAUUGGUUUUGUUGGAAGAUCAAGUUCCAGCUGAAACUAAAGCAUGA
Messenger RNA from Saccharomyces kudriavzevii IFO 1802, 3537 nucleotides. It is a transcript of the gene PYC1, whose product is annotated as pyruvate carboxylase 1. NCBI's taxonomy places the organism in Eukaryota, Fungi, Ascomycota, Saccharomycetes, Saccharomycetales, Saccharomycetaceae. The coding region runs from base 1 to 3537 and encodes 1178 amino acids. The record is from RefSeq and is a predicted model, not a curated record. The transcript has a single exon. Gene Ontology annotation, cellular component: cytoplasm. Gene Ontology annotation, molecular function: pyruvate carboxylase activity; metal ion binding; ATP binding. Gene Ontology annotation, biological process: gluconeogenesis; pyruvate metabolic process.